Messenger RNA from Camelina sativa (false flax), 756 nucleotides. NCBI's taxonomy places the organism in Eukaryota, Viridiplantae, Streptophyta, Magnoliopsida, Brassicales, Brassicaceae. The record is from RefSeq and is a predicted model, not a curated record.
AUGGUGAACCGCCAGAAUCCUCGUCGUCGUUUACGUCGCCGCCUGUUAGAAAACAAGAGAGCAAAAGAUGUAAUCAGCUCUUUACCUGAUGAGAUCCUCCUACAUAUCCUCUCCUUUAUUCCGACCAAACUCGCCAUCAGAACAUCUCUUUUGUCAAAACGAUGGAGGUAUAUAUGGUGCGAUACACCUUCUCUCUACUUUGAUAAUUAUAGUCAGAAAGCAAGAGUUGCUUUGAUUGAUAAAUCCCUAAAUCGCUACACAGCUCCCAAGAUGAAGCAUUUUCGUCUCAGAACCAACUUGAAGGACAAUAACUACAUCAAGAGGUGGAUCAAAUUAGCCAUGUCCCGUAACGUGGAGAAUGUUUCCCUCCAAGUCACUGUUUCUGGUUUCAAAAUUCCUGAUGAAUUCUUCUGCCAAGCAAUUGAUAUAUCGUCUUUAACGGAAGCUAAACUGGACAUUUGUAUUAACUCAAGUGCUCGGAGCUUUAAAGAUGAUUUUCCUCAAGCCAUAGUGUUAGUGCUAGAUAUGCUGGUAAAGUUACAACAUGUCGAGAAGCUAACUUUUGGUGGAAACUUUCUAAAGACUUUAUCUCUUGCUGAGGUUCUUGGUGAUCCUUUCCCAAUGCUUGGAGUCAAAACUUUGAUUCUUGAGACAGGAAGUAUCUCUAAGUAUGUUGUUCCUGGUAUAGAAAGAUUGUUACAAAACUUACCUGAGUUAAAGAAGCUAACAAUACGUGCAAGGGAUAGACACAUCUGA